AUGGCGGAAGAAAGGUGCCUGGAGGGACCCAUGGAAUACUUUUUCGCUGCCCUGGAGCGGCAGUUUCCCAAGCAAACAGCGUUGAUAGGGGGCGCAAAAUCUCUGACGCAGGCUAUUCUGAGGGCUCUUGACGUUCUCUACCCGUUUGUGGAGGCCCUGUUCGUCAGGUUUAUGGACUACGCUAAGUCCCUGUCUUCCCACGAGUUGAACCAAAUACUCCCUCUCAUCGCUGGUUUUUCCAUUUGUUUCUUUGGGGGUUGCUUCUUCACGCUGUUUUCAACCGUGGAAAUCGUUUACCUCACCAGCUGGGAUCGCAUUAAAAAGAGUGCCGAGGUUAUUCACCGGAAUUACGUCGCGGCGAUGGAGGCCAGUAGGAAAGAUGACGCCCCGGGCUAUGGUUACACUGUUACCACAGGCGACGAAAGUCUCUCGAAGAAUGAACUGCUCUCGCGCAAGUUACGUAUCUUUCUGCAAUCUGUCGACCCCGUCAGUGUGAAGGAGGAACUCGCUGCGGUUGCCCUGGCAUUCAUGGCGGUUGUGGCAGCGUUGCGGGAUCGCUUCGCCUAUUACGUCACACUGGGUUGUAUUCUCGCAGAUACAGCCCCACGUUUUUUCCCACUUAAAGCCAUCCUCGAAGAGUCGCUGCCACCGGAGCUACAGAAACUUGCAGGCCCCUUUUCCAACUUCCUUUUUGGAGCCCUAGGCACAACCAUUGCCGUGCUUGCGAGCCAAUACACCAUCACCCUGCACUGCGCCACACGAGGCUCAAAAAUGCUUGUGGAUAGUGCCCUCGAGUUGGCCAAAACAAGAGGAAUCGUGGUACAGGAUGUGAAGGUCGAUGAUAGUUGGGUGAAGGCAUUCGCUUUCGGCCUCGCCGUCAUCGGAUUCACAUGGCAAGCCGCGAACGGUUUUUCACUACCCUUUCCACUUAAUUUGCUCCUCUUCCCCGUUACGGUGCUAGAGUGGAUCGUCAACGUCAUUUUCCGCGCGUCCGGGUCUGCCGUGUGGGCAACCACUCUUUCUGUGUAA
Molecule: messenger RNA, 1029 nt
Organism: Trypanosoma brucei brucei TREU927
Lineage: Eukaryota; Euglenozoa; Kinetoplastea; Trypanosomatida; Trypanosomatidae
Exons: 1
Coding region: 1-1029 (342 amino acids)
Source: RefSeq, a predicted model, not a curated record